This is a messenger RNA of Vespa crabro (European hornet), 3597 nucleotides long. It is a transcript of the gene Vang, whose product is annotated as vang-like protein 2. NCBI's taxonomy places the organism in Eukaryota, Metazoa, Arthropoda, Insecta, Hymenoptera, Vespidae. Gene Ontology annotation, biological process: Wnt signaling pathway, planar cell polarity pathway; multicellular organism development; establishment of planar polarity. The transcript is spliced from 4 exons. The record is from RefSeq and is a predicted model, not a curated record. Gene Ontology annotation, cellular component: plasma membrane. The coding region runs from base 201 to 1796 and encodes 531 amino acids.
UCUUUCUGAAAAUUAGAGGCGCUGCAGUCGAUUAACUCUUGCAGGAUUCUCGAUCCCGAUCCUCAAAAGCUAGCGCUAAUCAGCGCUUCACCAACUAUAUUGUUGUGUACUUUUAUAUUUUUUAUCUUCUAUUAUUUUGUAUUUAUUUUAUAAUAUUUUGAAUGAUUUGUAUUUUAUCGUGAUUGUUUGAAUUAUUGAGCAUGAAGAGUAGUCGAAGUCAAAGAAAAGAAAGACAGAAUAUAAAUACAAACGAAAUGGCUCCUUUUCAAACAACAGUUAAUGUACGUGGAGAUAGUGUGGAUAACUUAGGUCAAGAGGUUAUUGAAGUACAAAUAUUACCUCAAGAUGAAAAUUGGGGAGAAAAUACUACAGCUGUAACUGGCAAUACAUCUGAUAGGUCAGAAUCGACUGAAGAUGUAACUCAUUGGCCAAAUGAAUCUGACACUUCAUUCGGAUCUACCUGCAAUCGACAUGUUGUUCCAAUAAUAGCUGUGUUACUUGGAAUAUGUGCUUUUUUAAGUCCUAUAGCAAUGGUCAUACUACCUAAAUUAGGAUUUUUUCCUGAUACAACAACUGCAUUAACAAUGCAACAAAAAUUACAAUUACUUUCAUGCAAUGCAGAAUGCAAAGGCCAAUUGUUAGGAUUAGCCUUUAAAUUAGUACUAUUAGUUAUUGGAAGUUGGGCUGUAUUUCUACGCCCACAAAAUGCUACUAUGCCACGUGUAUUUUUAUUCAGAGCUGGUGUGUUACUUCUUACAAUGCUGUGCAUUUGUACUUAUUGGUUGUUUUAUGUUGUUCAGGUCACAGAAAGUGCUAAGACUGCUGCAAAUGGUGAAAUAACAGAGUACAAAAGUUUAGUAAAUUAUGCGGGUACUCUUGCAGAUACAUUGCUAUUCAUUCACUAUGUUGCUGUGCUACUUAUAGAAGUUCGUCAUUUGCAGCCGACAUUCUAUGUUAAGGUUGUGAGAUCUCCAGAUGGUGAAUCGAGAUCUUAUGCAGUAGGACAAUUAUCAAUACAAAGAGCAGCAGUAUGGGUAUUGGAAAGGUAUUAUACAGAUUUUCCAAUUUAUAAUCCAUAUUUGGAACGUUUACCUGUCUCUAAAUCAAGUCGAAAGCAAUCAAGUUUCAAAUUUUAUGACGUUGAUGGAGGUGUUUCAAGUGGUGUUCAAUCGCGUGGGGGUAGCGGCGAUAGAGCAGUAUUAGCUGCACAAGCUCGACGUAGAGAUUCUAGCCAUAAUGGCCGUUUUUACGAAGAACAUGAUUAUGAGAGAAGAGUACGCAAACGAAGAGCACGCUUAAUUACUGCUGCGGAAGAAGCAUUUGCUCAUAUCAAACGAUUACAUUCUGAAGUUGAAUCCACGCCAGGUCCUGGCCCUAUGGACCCAAUGGAAGCUGCACAGGCAGUAUUUCCAUCUAUGGCAAGAGCUUUACAAAAAUAUUUAAGAGUUACACGUCAACAACCUCGUCAUUCUGUAGAAUCAAUAUUAAAUCGUUUUGCAAGAUGUUUAGCACAAGAUGCAGCACCGCGUGCAUUUUUGGAACCUUUUUUUACGACAAGUCCUGUUCUUUCCAAUGAAAAAGAAAGACAAAAGGAUUCUCAUCAUUGGGCCUUAAUCUGCGAAGGUGAGUUGCCAUCACGACCUCUUGCAAAUGGUUGUGAAUUUCAGUUAAGACAAGGUGAGAUUGCACUUUUGUGUACAGCAUAUCGAUUACCGCAUUUUCAUCUCACUGAACAACUUGCACAUCCUAAAUCUAAUAAGUUUCUCUUGAGGUUGAAUUCAGAAACUUCUGUGUAGUAGUACUGAACAUUUUUUAGACAUCCUAUUACAAGGUGCUUAUCAUAUUAGUGGAUGUGAAUUUGCAUAAAUUUUAAAAAGCAUAAAAAUGCACAAAUUUUAAAAUAUUUAACAUUGAAAAGAAAAAUAUAUAUGAACAAUUUGAUUGUCAUAAAUUGAAACCAAGUUUUAUUUGUAAUAUAGUAUUUAUCAAGUAAAUUGAUAAUACUUAUUUCCAAGGCCAUAAAAGCUUUAGAUAUUUUAAUACAUAAAUAUAUGCACAUACUUUUGCAUACAUAAUUUCGUAUAUUACUUGUAUUAUUAGAUGAUGCCAUAUUGAUAGCAUUAUCUAUUGAUAUAAAAUACAAUACUCAUUUUUAUUAUCUAUUUACUUUUUUUUUUCUUUUUUAAUAAUAUUUAUAAAUAUCUUUUAUACAAAGUUUUAUAUAUUUAAUCUAGUUUACUUUAUAUUUAUGUUAUACUCAUUUAAUCUAUAAGUUAUUCAUCGAAGAUCUUUUAGGCAUCUUUAAUCAAUUUUUCACCGAUUUAUAUAAGAAAUAUAUUUUAAGUACAUUGUAUGAAAUUGUGUACAUGUGAAUAAUAUUAGUAUGAAAGCACUUUCCUUUUUAUACAAGCAAACAUUGCUUGUAAGUAAAUUGAAUAUGGAUGACUUGUAUAAAUAUAUAAAAUAUAAUUAAAAUAAUUAUAGAUUUUUGUAUACUAGUUAAUUUAUAUUUAAAAUUACAGACUUUUUUUCUGUAAAAAUAUCAUAAGUAAAGUAUUAUUGUCACUUGGAAUUUACAAGUUUUAUUAAUUACUAAAUGUAAUUAAUUCUAUGAGUAAAAAUAAUUAUUCAACAAAUUAAAAGUAUUACUUCAAGGUUAAGCCAUUAAAUUGUUUUGGCAAUGAAAUUGUUUAAUGAUGAAAAUGAUAAUUUAGAUACACAUUACAUUCUUUUUAAAUUAUACCAAGAAAUUUCUUUUACUUUAGUACCUUGAAUAUUCUUAUGAGUUGUGAUUAGAUAUUAUAGUAACUUAUUCUUUAUAUAUACAUAAUGGGAUUUGAAAAGCCAAAUAUAUUAUGAACAUUUCAAAUACUUCAUGACUAAUGUUAUAGUAUUCUUAUACCAGAUAUGUGCUAAGCAGGUAUAAACUUGCACUUCUUUAUUUGUUGCUAUCAUGUGUUGAAUUUAUGGCAACAUAUAAUUUCAUAAGACUGGAAAAUCACAUUUAAACAAUAUCUGAUAUCUAUUCAUACAAAAUAUAAAAAAGAGAAGACAUGUAAAUAAAAAGCAGAAAUCUAUUUCAUGCUUGCUUCACUGCUUGUAUAUAUUCAUAUAUACACAAGUUUAUAAUGUUUGAAUUAUAGGCCUAACGGCAAAGAAUUUUUUAUACAAAAAACAAAUUGUAUUAUCCCUAUGGAUGUAUUUUGCAUUCCAAACAUGACAAAUAAUUUUCCUAACUAAGGAAAAAUAUCUUGUUAAUAGUAUAAUACAAUAUUUUAAGCAUUUUACAUCUAGUGCGAAUUAGAAAUGAUGCUAUUUUUACAAUUACAUAUCACAAUUAAUUCAUUAAUGUUAAAUAUUAUAUAUUGCUUGCCUCAUGUUGUUUAUAAAAUGUAUUAUGAAUAAGAUUGUAGAGUAUAAAAAUUAUUUAGACUGUACUUAAAAAAAUACUUAAGUUUAUCUGUAAGUUUGUGCUCUUGUGCAUUUGUGGAUAUGUUGUAUUUGGAAUGUAUGAACUUUUUUUUUAUAAAAUUAUUUUAUUUAUGUGUGAGCGUGGUGAUUGUAUCGAUAAAUGAUGAAAUAUACAUUUGAUGUACA